Messenger RNA from Acanthosepion pharaonis, 1737 nucleotides. The record is from the annotation of a GenBank genome assembly. NCBI's taxonomy places the organism in Eukaryota, Metazoa, Mollusca, Cephalopoda, Sepiida, Sepiidae.
AUGUGUAUAUCUUGUUCGUCAGGUCUGGAAUUCAUCCCUGCAAGUGAUAGUUUGAACCAAAGUGUUACCUGCUGGAAAGCUAGCAACAACAACUUUUUUCGUUCGCUUCUCUGUCUACAUAUCUUUACACAACUCUCUCACUAUCUACAAUUAUCCCCAACCCGCUGUCUUCCUGUCUGUCGUCUGUAUCAGGUUGGCAACUGGAUAAUAAUCGAAGCCAACAAAUUCUGUAACCUUCUUUCUUCCUCGGGUUGUUCAUCUGUGUCAGUCUUUCAGACUAAUCUAAAUGUAAUGACUAAAUCAACCUUGAAGGUAGUUUGCGACCCGUACAGUGGGCUCAAAUACGUGACGCUUAGCAAAGAGAAAACCAAAAGCGGCGGCCGUGACUUGUACAACCGACACGGCAACUCGGCAUUUUCCAAUAUUCCAAAUUUGAUGCCAGAGUUGGUUGACACACCACUUUGUCCAGUGAAAUCAUUCGAAAAAUAUUUGUCAAAACUUCAUCCGCUUUGCGACCGUCUGUGGCAGAGGCCCCAUCGCAAAGCAAUGAAACGAACUAUUACAAAUGUCUCGAGAAGGAGAUCAACAGCUUCAAAACCGGCCAUCGCUACGAUUAAACAUAAACUGUGGCCAAAACAUGGUAGUAGCAAUAACAGAGCAUCAAGUGGAACUAUUCCAAGAUCUGUGGCAAAUAAACACUUGGAACAAAAUACCACUGCUAUUCCUGGAGGAUCGGAAUGGACUUUUGAAAAUAUCAGGUCUGAAAUGGAUGUCAACACGUCUCAGAGUUUUUUGAAUCCUUCAACUUCGAGCCCUUCCAUAAAUUCUUACAAUCUGAAUACCCAAAACUCUGGGAUUGACACCAAACCAUUAACAGUAAAUCAGGCUGACCUCAAAAAGCAACAGUUAGAAUUCCUUGAGGCACAGAUGCUUCAAGCUGAUGUUGAAGCAAAGAAACGGCAAGCAGAAGUCCAGAAAAGGCAAGCAGAACUUGCAGAAGCAAAGAAACUGGCUGAGAAGUUAGCUGAAGAAGAAAGACUGCGAAAAGAAUCUGAGAAUAAAAUUUACAAGUACAUGGUGUUGAACCACGAAAAGAAAAUUUUGGAAACAUUACGAGCACUGUGGAAAGGAAACCAGUUCUGUGAUGCUACGCUACAAAAUGAAUGUAUAUCCAUUCCUGUUCACAAAAUCCUUUUGAUAGCUUGCUGUCCCAAAAUACUUGAAACGUAUGAUUACAUCAUGAAAGACACAAAUGUACAAGUGUGCUUCCCUCGCAAGGUUACUGCUGAAGCUUUGAAAGCCUUUGUUGAUUAUCUUUAUAAUGGUUCAUUAAACCUGAGCAAAUCAAUUUUAGACAGCAUGGAAUAUUUAUCAGGCAUGUUAGGUCUUGAUGACAUUCGGCAACUAUGCAACCAAUUCCGUUCAGACAUGCUUAAUGAUUCCAUUUGUUUACCUGAUAAAACCAUUGUUAAUGUGACCAAUUCCCAUGAUCAAUCAAGUCACCAGAUGUCUUAUAAUGACCCCAUUCUUCCACCACCACCCAUUGUCCGACCGUCAACACACAGUACAGCUACACCUACUGCAGUGUCUAUACAGUUAUCAUCAAACUUUCAGGAUGUGUCUGUUUCUUCUGCUCAGUCAAAUGACUUCAGUCUAUUUCCUGAGCCUCAUUCAAACUCUGUUCUCACUGAAUGUGAUAACAAUCUCUCCUUCCAAUUCCCCGUGCCAGUCACCUAG